AUGCAGGACUACGACGACAACUACGGAUAUGCCCGCUACAAUGCGUUUGAAGUAGGUAGUGAAAGUGAGGAGUACGAACUGAAAAACUUGGGAUCAUACAAUGACACUGCGGGAGAUUCGAUGACAUACCACAAGUGGAUGAAGUUCUCGACGCAGGAUCGGAAAAAUGAUCCGAGAUCCGAUCUUCAUCUGGCCGCUUUCUACGACGGUGCCUGGUGGUACGGUAUUGCCAAGAAAUGUGAUAAAUACCAAUACGUGUGCGCUACCGGCCGUAGCCGCAUUGAAAAAGCCAGCGAGCUAGAGCCGCUCCUAAUCCAAGCCGGCAUCACCGCGUCGACCAUUUUGCAUUCCCCGUCCAACACCGACACCGACACCGAACUGAAUUCUAAUUCCACCUUUCUGCCGUUGGAAACGUUCGACGAUUGGGAGUACGAGUGGGCUAGUGGGAUGAAAAUGGGUCCACUACUACCAGUGGAAGCGUUUGCGCUACUUCCUGCCGCCCAGCACUGGGAAAAGGUACUCGUGCUGGAGUGCAACGAUGCAAACAACCGCUGGAAAGUGGCAAAAAUGUCGGGCUCUUCGAACCAAGCCGCGAGCGAAUGGAUUCCCCGCAUUCAGCUGUACUUUCCCUGCGAGGACCCCACCAUGUUCGCGAAACGCAUCUCGGCCGCCAUCGAAGCAAGGCGCAAGGCGGAAAACCGGAUCCGAUUUCUGUUUCUCUGUAAACACAUAGCAACCGAGGAGGGUUGCUACGAUCCAGACGAGCAGCUAGAGAAGCGCCUACUGCGGCGAAUGACCGAUGAAGUUUACAGCAUAUUUAAGCGAAUCUACCAAGACUUUCACGUCCAGCUGGCUGUCGGUGAAUAUUUGAAGUAUGCCGCCGGCAGCAAGUCUCUCGCUAUCGAGUGCUCACUGCCGGAGCUCGGGAAGGCGUGGAGAAAACGGUUGGAAAGCUGCUGCACGCCGUUGCCACGUGGCCAGCACGGUGCGCUGUGCGAUCGCCUCCGGCGCCAGACAUUGCUCUGUCAUGCGAACGCUUUCCAUGGAUUGCGUCUCGUGGACCAUGAAUGUGAGCUGGUAAGGAAGCUGCCACUGUUUAUGGUGCCCCGCGACAAACCACCGCUCACGCUGGGCGAAUUCCAGAAGCAAAAUCGCCUGCAGACGGGUCGGAUACUGAAGUACCUCCAGAAUGGUUGGAUCGAACGGACGACGAUGCAUCUGUACCGUUGGUUGGGCCGCAUUGGCCCGGGGUGCUACGAUAUAACCGUUACCGAGUGGCCCAUCUACCUCGUCUCGAAGACGCGUCGGUUGAUCGAACAGGUCCGGUUUCGAAUGCAGGAUGCAUUGCGGGACCUUUGCCUCGAUUCGACCGACAGCUACCUUCACCAUCUGGUCAAUGACUGCCAGGCGAUCCAGGAGGUGGACCCGGCGUUCUCCUGGGACACGAACCUAAUCGAUAGCCCGUUUGAACCACGACGGCCGGCUCCCUUUCAGCUGACCUUAGAGAUGGGUCCCGAGUUUGCCUACUACUCCACCGAUCCCUAUAACUUUCCUUUCCUUUUACAGCUCAUUUUGGAUGAAGCGGUAAGAGGUAGCCAUUCCGUGCACACCAUCGAACCAUCGCUCAUACAAUCGCUCCUUUUCGCUGACAAUCUGUACCUCUCGUCGGUGGGCCUUAUCGAUCCGGCCAUAGUUGAGCGAAGGUACGCGUUGGUGAAUUACUACCUCAAGGCACAGAUACCGGUGCUUGCCUAUGUCACACGAUACAACGCAUACCAGGAGCUGUUCCAUACGAACGCAAAAGACUUUAUCGAAGAAGCGAAAGCCGCCGACAAAACCUCGACCGAAAUCAAGGAAGAUAUCGAGUUCCAAAUUCGGAUGCGUGAAAACCUGGAACACACCGUACCGCUCCAUAUCACCAUCGGUCCCUACUCCAUCAUCGUGCAGCCGCUCCGUGACGCACUGAUCCAGAAACGCCAGGAGCUAACGGUGGGCCUACUAAGGAUGCUCACCGAGAAGCUCCGGCUCAAGACGUCCGGUGUGAUAGCGGAGUACAACGGCAUUAUCGAGCGGAUGUGCGAGAAGCCUGUUUCCAUCGAGCACAUCUACGCGAUUCGCGCCUUCAUGGAAGGCAUCCCGGAAGCGCUGAGCCGGCUCGAGGACCGCAUGCGAGGAGUGCUCUACGAGUACGAAAUACUGGAGGGCUUUUGGUUCAAUCUGCCCGAUGCGGACUUUGCACAAAAAUGGGCCGCACUCGGUUACCCGAGAACCGUACUCCGGCAGAUGACGUCUGUGCGGGAGUUUCACGAGACGGAGGUCGACCGAUUCCGGAAGCAACAGUUCGCCGAUGAGGCCACCUUCGCCGCCAGCAUCGAGGAUCUCAAUGCGUACAUCGCCCGCUUCACGACCCUGUACGAUGUGGCCAAAGUGUCGGAGCUGUCGGUGGAGGUGCGCCGCCUGUGGAAGACGCUCCAGGAGCUCAUCGAGCACGGGCACGUAAUGAACAAACGGCAGGCGCUGUUCGAGAUGCCACCGAUUGGUUUGCAUAAUUUAUACGAUCUCCGGGACAACUUCCGCGCCUACCGGGACCUCUGGACGGUCGCAGCUGACUAUCUCAAGCUCGAGGAAACGUGGAUCGGCAAUCCGCUGGCCAGCGUUGACCUCGAGGCGGUACACCGUGGUCUGACCAAUGCGCACGACCGCCUGCUGGUCCUGCUGGUACCGUUUCGCGACCAGCCGCAGCUGCUGACCGUGGUCGAGCACUUUAUCCGCACGGUCGAAGCCUUCCGGCCGAACCUGGACGUAAUGGAGCUGCUCAAGUGCCCGCACCUGAACUCGAUCCAUUUCAGCCAGAUAGCGAAGGACACCGGCAGCAAGGCGAAGCUCUCGAUUGACGUUGGUUACGAUGUGUUUCUCGAGAACGGUGUACGGGGCCACGUCGACGCCAUUCGAGCGAUUGUCCAGCUGGCCGAGGAGCAAAAGGAAGCAAGAGAACUUCAGGCGGCCGAAGAAGAACGCCUUCGGCUGGAGCGUGAAGCCAUCCAGCGGGCUCGUGACGAGCGGCGACGAGGCGCGUGCAAGGUGAAGGUAAUAUCCUAA
Anopheles darlingi is the source of this 3099-nucleotide messenger RNA. It is a transcript of the gene sac, whose product is annotated as dynein axonemal heavy chain 1. Gene Ontology annotation, biological process: microtubule-based movement. The coding region runs from base 1 to 3099 and encodes 1032 amino acids. The transcript has 3 exons. NCBI's taxonomy places the organism in Eukaryota, Metazoa, Arthropoda, Insecta, Diptera, Culicidae. The record is from RefSeq and is a predicted model, not a curated record. Gene Ontology annotation, cellular component: dynein complex. Gene Ontology annotation, molecular function: dynein intermediate chain binding; dynein light intermediate chain binding; minus-end-directed microtubule motor activity.